CGGCAGUAGUCAACCCGCGAUUCUGAUCGCAUCAACCUCUUUGCACCUGUGAUCACGCUCGCAGCCAAUCUCUCGUGGGCAGGCAAGACAAUUCCUUCAACCUGCGCGGGCUCCCGGAGAACCUUACUCACCGCUACUAUGGCUGAAACGGGGUGAAACGGUAUCGGCGGAGCGGCCGUCUCAGUAUAUAUGCAUUCGGAUCCCCCGACCAUUACUAGUACUGCACAUUGCUCUCUGCUAGCAGCAUCACCGACAUGGCGAUGGAUCCCACUUCGUUUAGGCAACUCACAACGCGCCGCGGCAUCAACUACAGCUACUUUGUCUCCACUGGACAGUCUUCCAGUCCAACCUUGCUCCUGCUUCAUGGCUUCCCCUCCACUGCAUACGACUGGCACCUUCAGGUUCAAUUCUUCGCCAAGGAAGGAUACGGUAUCAUCGCGCCUGAUCUGCUUGGCUCUGGAAAGACGGAUAAGCCGCUGGAUCCGUUGCUCUACAAGCAGAGCGAGAUGAGUAAAGAUAUCAUCGAUAUUCUCGACGCCGAGAAUGUCGAGAAGGCUAUCGCGAUCGGACACGACUGGGGGUGUGCCUUGGUGUCGCGUCUCGCGAAUUAUUUCCCCGAACGCUUCAUCGCGUUCGCGUUCCUGGCUGUUGGAUACAUGCCCCCUUCCGUCCCCUUCGACUACGAGGCUGCCUUGGCCAUCACUAAACAAAUCUUAGGAUAUGAAGCGUACGGAUACUGGGAGUUCUUUGUGAGGGAUGAAGAAGCAGACCAGAUAAUCAAAGACCAUUGGGAGUCGUUUUUGACGCUCUCAUACCCGUCCGACCCCACCAUCUGGCGCACGCACCUGUGCCCUCGAGGCGGUAUCAAAGCACACCUGUUAAGCGGAGAUAUUGCUCCAUCUCCAUCCUACCUGACCGAAACUGACAAGAAAGCCAUCUCGACCGCCAUCCUUUCCGGUGGUCUUAAAGGAGCCUUCAACUGGUACCGGAUCAUGCUCGACGGUAUCACGGACUCAGACGACAAGCAGAUAUCAGAGUCGAGGCAGACUAUCACGCAGCCGGUGUUCUUCGGCGCGGCAAAUCGCGACUACGUCUGCGUGCCGGCGCUGGCGCUGGCGCGUAUGAAAGAGUUUUGUCCGGACUUGACUGUGAAGGAGUUUGAUUUAGGGCAUUGGGUGCAGCUCGAGGCUCCGGAAGAGGUCAAUCGCGAGUUGGCAGCUUGGAUUCAGGGUGUGACGAAGGCUAAAUUGUAGAUCGGAAUGCAUGUGUAUCUGUGUUGGGUCUUUCAAACGAUGUCCGUGGAUGAGUGGUGCACUCGAGUGCCCGCAAUGGAUAUAAUUAAACGUGACUCCUCUAUCAAUUCGUGGUUGUAGC
Laetiporus sulphureus 93-53 is the source of this 1374-nucleotide messenger RNA. Its product is annotated as epoxide hydrolase. The coding region runs from base 255 to 1253 and encodes 332 amino acids. The record is from RefSeq and is a predicted model, not a curated record. Gene Ontology annotation, molecular function: catalytic activity. NCBI's taxonomy places the organism in Eukaryota, Fungi, Basidiomycota, Agaricomycetes, Polyporales, Laetiporaceae. The transcript has 6 exons.